GCUUCAAACCACCAAUCACCACCCGCGCUUCUUAAACCGUUAAACCCCCACACUAGCCCGCCAUCCGAUCUCUCAUCCGGACGCACCAUCACCAAACCCCAUCAGUCAUCGGUCCCAGCUCCCAAACUGCCACAUGCAUAACCCUUCCUUUCUGCAGCAACCUUCUCGGGCCAAAAAUUCCCUAACCCGUAUCUCCGCGACCUCGUUACACGCGAUCCCUUACACGUGCGCAUCAGCAACGGCGCGCUCAUUGGCUGCGUCCACCUCCUGUAUCUGCACCGCCUUGGCGCAUCCUGAUAAGCGGGAUGGACCUGUUUGGACGGCACGUUUCUGCAGCAUGGAGAUCCUGGGGAGCCAAUCGAUGUGCCUCGGGGGACAAGUGCCGUCCCGUAUCUAUGGGUCCGUGGUUAGACGACGCUGUUACGUGCUGCGCUGCGCAAAGCUCCCCGUUGCUGGGCGCGAUAGCUCGGCAUAUAGAUACGUGAGAUGGCGUCGUCGACCGCGUUCUUGGGUCCCCUUGAGGUAUUUUACUCUGGCUUGCUUUUGCCGUGGUGCGCUUUAUGGUGUCGUUGGCUUGACGCGCUCUUCUUCUUUCUGCUAUCUUUCAACUCUCAGUUGCGACGUCGUGGGCUGGCUAGCUGAACUGAACUGCGCACGUUGUCCUGGCGCCUGCAAUUGCAAUCGAAGAGCAAGGGCUUCUGGACUGGUUCGUUGAGAUGGAGAAGCUUAACGCGGAGGAAAAGCAGAGCAAUGGAGCGCUUGCGGACGACAACGUGGGCGUGGGAGAGGUGCUGAAUGCGAGCGGGCAUAAGCAGGAGCUGGAGCGGCAGUUUAGUCUGCUGUCGAUUUGCUCGAUUGGGAUUACGACGGGGAAUGUUUGGGCGGCGUUGGGGGGCUCGAUUGUAAGUCC
Messenger RNA from Trematosphaeria pertusa, 910 nucleotides. RefSeq lists its product as uncharacterized. The coding region runs from base 134 to 715 and encodes 193 amino acids. Lineage: Eukaryota; Fungi; Ascomycota; Dothideomycetes; Pleosporales; Trematosphaeriaceae. The transcript has a single exon. The record is from RefSeq and is a predicted model, not a curated record.